Molecule: messenger RNA, 2459 nt
Organism: Cavia porcellus (domestic guinea pig)
Lineage: Eukaryota; Metazoa; Chordata; Mammalia; Rodentia; Caviidae
Gene: Ndel1
Product: nudE neurodevelopment protein 1 like 1
Exons: 11
Coding region: 221-1372 (383 amino acids)
Biological process (GO): vesicle transport along microtubule; chromosome segregation; cell migration
Cellular component (GO): kinesin complex; kinetochore; centrosome
Molecular function (GO): microtubule binding
Source: RefSeq, a predicted model, not a curated record
UGACAUCCGCCCUCGUGCGUCACAGAAUGGCCACGGACACCCGGGCAGCUCCUGACGUGUCGGGGAGGAGCCUGGCGCGGAGGUCCGUGGAGUGGAGCUUGGGGCUGCAGAGGGAAGCGUCGCUGAUCGGCUGGGCGGGCCUGGCCAGGCCGGCAGCACAGAGACGUGGGUCGAGCGGUGGCGAACAUGAGCUUUUGACACAUUAGAGGCUUUCUUGAUCAUGGAUGGUGAAGAUAUACCAAAUUUUUCAAGUUUAAAGGAAGAAAAUGCUUAUUGGAAGGAACUUUCCUUGAAGUAUAAGCAAAGCUUCCAGGAAGCUCGGGAUGAGCUGGUUGAAUUCCAGGAAGGAAGCAGAGAAUUAGAAGCAGAGUUGGAGGCGCAGUUAGAACAGGCAGAGCAAAGAAACAGAGACCUACAAGCCGAUAACCAAAGACUGAAAUACGAAGUGGAAGCAUUAAAGGAGAAACUAGAACAUCAGUAUGCACAGAGCUACAAGCAGGUUUCUGUAUUAGAAGACGAUUUAAGUCAGACUAGGGCCAUUAAGGAGCAGCUGCAUAAGUACGUGAGAGAGCUGGAGCAGGCCAACGAUGACCUGGAGCGAGCCAAACGAGCAACAAUAGUAUCCCUGGAAGACUUUGAACAAAGGCUAAAUCAGGCCAUUGAACGAAAUGCGUUUUUAGAAAGUGAACUUGAUGAAAAGGAGUCUUUGUUGGUUUCUGUACAGAGGUUAAAGGAUGAAGCACGAGAUCUAAGGCAAGAACUAGCGGUUCGGGAAAGACAACAGGAAGUGACCCGCAAGUCGGCUCCCAGCUCCCCGACCCUGGACUGUGAGAAGAUGGACUCUGCUGUCCAGGCCUCGCUCUCCUUGCCGGCUACUCCUGUUGGCAAAGGAACGGAAAACAGUUUUCCUUCUCCAAAAGCUAUACCAAAUGGUUUUGGAACCAGUCCACUGACUCCAUCAGCUAGGAUCUCAGCACUAAACAUUGUGGGGGAUCUCUUACGGAAAGUGGGGGCUUUAGAAUCCAAGUUAGCAGCUUGCAGGAAUUUUGCAAAGGACCAGGCAGCACGGAAGUCGUAUAUUUCAGGGAAUGUUAACUGUGGAGUGAUGAAUAGCAAUGGCACCAAGUUCUCUCGAUCAGGGCACACAUCUUUCUUCGACAAAGGGCAAGAAAAAGUCAUAUUUCCCACGUUGUUCAUGGAUAUUUCUGUACAUUGUAAGAGAUCUGGAAAUAUUAAAGUAGUAGAAAAUGAACCUAGAGGGAAGAAAAGCAACUACUGGGCAGUAAAUGGCUUCGACCCUGCUCCUCCUCCUCCUAGUCUGGGCUCGUCGCGGCCGUCUUCAGCACCGGGUAUGCUGCCUCUCAGUGUGUGAGUGCGGCCUCCAGGUGGAGGAUCCUGCCCUCCUCCAGCAGCCCAGGACACCCGCCUCGCCCUUCGGUGCCUGGGCCAGCCCCGUGCCCCCUUCCUGCCUCCCACGGCUGGCAGUGGGCGAGCUGCAUGCAGUGGCGGCUGCUGGGCCCCGCCCAGCCCCAGGACUCUGCGCCAUCUCAAUACUGGCUAUUUUCUUUUCCUGCCGUAGUGCCGUUGGUUUCACAUGAUUGCACUUUUGUGGGUCACAAGGUGAUACAUACGUGUGUGACUUGGUCACUGGAUGCAGAAGUACCCAUUCAUCACACCUGCCUCGUAGCCCACUCUGCUGUGCCGAUAGGACUUAGUUGUGUUUAGGACACUGCAGAUCUCUAGACGUUCUCCCCCAAUCAGGUUAACGUGUGCCCUCCUCCUGCGCGCCCAUCUGAGCAUCUCCAGUGCUGAUAAUCAUGUGUCCCCGCUCCACCCGUACAGCCUGGGCCUGCUUCAGGCAGAGGCAGAAUGGCGCUGAGUUAAGGACGCGCGUCAGCACCUCCCGACCCAGCAGCCGGCACCAGUCCGCCGUUGCCUCCCGCGGCCACGGGCCGCUGUCUGAGCCACGGGGCAGGAGCCUCCGGCCCGGCACCCCAAGGCUGAGCCUUUGCGUGGCCGCCUCUCCCACGCGCCUCAGACUCCGGGAGGGGGUGGCAGCCUCCUCCCCAGCUGUCUGGUCCUUCAGCUGAGUGACAGUUUCAGACUUUGUUUUCAUGUCUGAGGGGCCACCCCGUUUCAUAGGGAAGGACUGAGUGGCCUAAUUCAGGGGCCGGCUGACCGGAAGUGGCUGUCCUGUGCACCCUUUGAUUACUCUCAUGCUGCACUUACUGUUUCCGUUGUUUUAUUGUACAUAGGUUUGUAAACAUUACCGCCUGAGGUAUCUGUAUAUAACUUGGGCAUUUAGCUUUAUUUAUUCCAAACUCAUACGGCAUGUUACUGACUUACGAUGGUGUCCUACUCCGGGCAGUUGUAGAGGAUCAUCAUGUGGUUAAAAAAUAAUUCCCUCCCUCCCCUAAAUCUUUUAAUGUGGAAACAAUAAAUUUCACAGAAAAAAAGGA